Aedes albopictus (Asian tiger mosquito) is the source of this 770-nucleotide messenger RNA. RefSeq names its product cuticle protein CP14.6-like. The coding region runs from base 282 to 653 and encodes 123 amino acids. The record is from RefSeq and is a predicted model, not a curated record. NCBI's taxonomy places the organism in Eukaryota, Metazoa, Arthropoda, Insecta, Diptera, Culicidae. Gene Ontology annotation, molecular function: structural constituent of chitin-based larval cuticle. Gene Ontology annotation, cellular component: chitin-based extracellular matrix. The transcript is spliced from 3 exons.
UGACCUUCCCCAACAAUUUCGGAACAUAACUUGAAUAAAUCUUCAUUCACAGAAAUCGCCUUAAAGUGUGACGCUGUGGUUUGAAUUUGCUAAUCAACAGUGCUAAUUGCAACCCGUAUCUCACUAUGUCGAACAUUCAAUACAAUGAAACUCAUCGGACAUAUAAAAUAAGUUUGACUUAUUUCGAAGGUAUCAGAGUGCUAUCAUCUCCUGAGGAGUGCAACCAAAGUGAAUUGUGCUGAAUCUCAAUCGUAGAAGCUAGUUAAUUCUCACCUAAAGCAAUGAAGCUCUUCAUCGGAACUAUCGCCCUACUGGUAGCCCUUGUCCACGCUGCACCUCAAGGCCAGAAAGAUGGCUCAGCUCAAAUUGUGAGUCAAACUGCGGAUCUUCAACCAGACGGAACGUUCAACUACGCUUUUGAAACCGAUAAUGGCAUUAAGGCGGAAGAUAAAGGAACCAUCAAGCAGGUGAAAGUUCCCAAAUUCGAUGAAACGGGGAAACCGAUCGGUGAAGAUCAAGUUUCUGUGUCGGUGCAAACGGGAUCGUUCUCCUAUACGGCUCCCGAUGGUCAGAUAAUUACACUCACGUACGUUGCUGAUGAGAACGGUUUCCAGCCUCAAGGUGCUCAUCUGCCAGUAGGACCAUCUGUUUAGUGGGCGGCGGUUAAUCGAGCUGCUUUUCUUGCCAAAAACAUACUGUUAGGGCUUAGAAUACUAUAAUACUCAAAAUAUAAGAUAGGAGUCUGUGAAUAAAACGAAACCUAAACAUUA